Messenger RNA from Cannabis sativa, 2214 nucleotides. RefSeq lists its product as uncharacterized. Gene Ontology annotation, molecular function: ubiquitin protein ligase activity. Gene Ontology annotation, biological process: positive regulation of ERAD pathway. The coding region runs from base 504 to 1910 and encodes 468 amino acids. The record is from RefSeq and is a predicted model, not a curated record. The transcript is spliced from 9 exons. Lineage: Eukaryota; Viridiplantae; Streptophyta; Magnoliopsida; Rosales; Cannabaceae.
UUUCAAAAGAGAUAACGACAAUAAAUAAAGGGUUUGGAUAGGUUUGUCCUGUUUAGACCCAAAUUCUCUAAUUUUCUCGUCAUAGUCUUUAUCGAUCUGCUGCAUCUCUUCUCUUCUCGUCUCGCGCUGUUAUUAAAUUGAGCGAGAAAAUAGAGGAAGGAAUUUGUUAAAAUAUUAAAAUAACAACAAGACACCACCAAACCCUCUAAACAAAUAAUUGAUAGGUGCUCAGACUGAGAAGAGAGGAGCAGAGAGCAGUGCAGACCAGACCAGACCCACCUUUCAACCUUCUCUCUCUUAUCUCUCCACGUUGAUUUUGAUUGAAACUUUCUCUUCGAUCGAUUUCGCCCGUGGCCUGAUUGGUCAUCGCUCGAACUACCAUGCGAUUUCUUCUUGUUUUGCUUUCUCUUUAUUUGGGUUAGGGUUUGCGACGUAACAUCCUUCUUGAUUUUGACUUUCUACAAACGGAGCUUCGCUUUCGAAGGGUUAGGGCACUCCGACAAAUGGAAGCGCCUGGGAGCAAUUCCGACGUGUACCGCAGCCCUUCUUCUUCUUCGUCUUCUUCUUCUAGUGGCAGUUCUAGAAGAUUCGGCUUGUUAUCUGCUUCAAACAUAAUCCAGGCACCGCUCUCCGCCUUAUUGGAGUAUUCGGGUAUUCUUCGCAGUCGUUCUAAUUAUCAAGAAAGCGAGGGUCUGAUCAGCGGACGCGUUUCGGGAUUUCGGGAUCAUCUUCAUGGUCAACUCGAUGAGCCUGCGACUGCCAGUAACGAUGGAGAGGUUUCAAUUAGGAUUAUUGGAGCAACGGAGCAGGAGCAUGACAGGGAAGGGACUGGUUUGGUGGUUGGGCAGGCGAGAGGGGAAGUCACUUCCACUCAGAAUGAGGUUUCGGCCCAAUCAAUGGCUACCUUGGCGCCGGAUUCUAGGGCUGAGCGUGGGUCAGGAGAAGGCAUUUCCCAGUCGUUAAAUGGAAAUUCUGACGCAGAAGUAGAGGAUGGAACUGGUACCAAUGGAAGAGAUUCGUCUUACCAACGAUAUGACAUUCAGCAGGCUGCUAGGUGGAUUGAGCAGGUUCUGCCCUUUUCUUUGCUACUGUUGGUGGUCUUUAUCCGACAGCAUUUGCAAGGCUUCUUUGUUACAAUUUGGAUUGCUGCUGUUAUGUUUAAGUCAAAUGAUAUUGUAAGAAAACAGACAGCUUUAAAGGGAGAGAGAAAAAUCUCUGUUCUGAUAGGCAUCUGUCUUGCUUUCACAGUUCAUGUUGUUGGUGUGUACUGGUGGUAUCAGAAUGAUGAUCUGCUGUACCCAUUAGCGAUGCUUCCUCCCAAAAUCAUACCACCAUUUUGGCAUGCUGUUUUUAUCAUCUUAGUGAAUGAUACAUUGGUUCGACAGAUUGCGAUGGUAUUCAAGUGCAUGUUACUGAUAUAUUACAGAAACAGCAGAGGUCGAAAUUACCGUAAACAGGGCCAAAUGCUAACUUUGAUUGAGUACCUACUCCUCUUGUACCGUGCCUUGUUGCCAACACCAGUGUGGUACCGUUUUUUCUUAAACAAAGAAUAUGGAAGCCUAUUUUCUUCACUAAUGACAGGAUUAUAUUUAACUUUUAAGCUCACUUCUGUAGUUGAAAAGGUGCAAUCCUUUUUUGCUGCGUUGAAGGCAUUAUCACGCAAAGAAGUACACUAUGGGGCAUAUGCAACAUCUGAGCAGGUCAAUGCAGCUGGUGAUCUUUGUGCUAUUUGUCAAGAAAAGAUGCAUGCUCCUAUCCUACUUCGCUGCAAGCACAUAUUUUGCGAGGACUGUGUGUCAGAGUGGUUCGAGAGAGAACGGACAUGCCCGUUAUGCAGGGCUUUGGUGAAACCUGCAGAUCUCAGAUCAUUUGGUGAUGGAUCAACCAGUCUAUUUCUUCAGUUGUUUUAAAACGCUUACCAUAAAACUGGGGAGUUUUUCUGCUCUGAAGUUUGAAGACCUCUUUCAAAGCAGCUUUCUCCUACUUAUACAAAAUGCACAGGUAAAAUUUGAUUGUAUUAGCUUUGCCUUUUUAACGGCCUUGCAGAUUAAUUUAAAGUGUUGGUUAGAGUUAACAUGCUUUAUUAUUGUUCAUAUGUUUUUAUUGAGAAAUUGGAAAUUGUAAAGUAAUGCGUCCAUUAACCAACAGAGGAUUGUCCUCAAGCAUUAAGUGUGUCCCUUUUCGUAUAUGAAAGUUUUUCACUCCUUUUAUACA